CUACGUUCACACGACAGAGCGGAGUGGGAAUGGUUGCGUCUGAUUCUUCCGGUCGGGAGGCUGAAUUUUCUCGAUCAAUUCUUCAUAUUAUUCUCUGUAUCUAGUUACUCGCGACCCGCGAAUAUUUACGCCCGCGAGCCUGCGAUUCGUGUUCGAGUCGGAAUUUUCGUGCCUAUCCUCGCAAGUUCUUUCUCCGCGCGAACGCGUGGCCGAAGAGCGGCAUAACCUAUCUGACAAUAGUCGGCCGCCAGGCGUUGUUACGUGUGUUUGUGUGCCACCCGAGACGACACAAUGGCAAUGAACGAGGAUUUCAAUUUCGCCGAGCUCUGCAGGCUCUGCUCGUUGAAGAGCAAUCACCAGAUCCAGAUACUCGAGAAGGACGGCGAACAACGACAGCUGAUGUUCAAGAUACGCUCCUGCAUUGCUACCUCGAUAUCAAAAGAGGAUGGAUUGCCAAAAAGUAUCUGUCAAAGGUGUAUCUACAAAUUGGAUAUGUUUUAUGAAUUUCGUCUCAACUGCAUUGCCACAGAGAGUGUGUUGAAGAAUUAUGCUGAUAGUUUAAAGAACAUUGCUACACACGAUCAGGGUACAGAUAAAGACAAGAUGUCAAACGGGGGACAGCAGCAGCAACAACGUUCGACUUAUGUGGAAUCGCACGCUUUAGCACACGCGACAUUGCAACAGCACAUGGCCCAACAGGCCGCUCAAGCGAGAUUAGCCGGACCUGGACCACCCGCGGCUCCGCAACCAUCCAACCCCACGUUCACUCUACCAGAUGACGGGCUCGGCUAUGAUGACGGGGUGCGGGUGCUGCGUGCUCUCGGAUCAUGGUCGUCAGAUUAUCCUGCCGCAAUGCGUCCCGGUAGCAUGAUGCCAGCAUUUCCUGGCGCAACCGACCAACAGUUUAGAGCACCUGUAAAUCAACCUUUACGGACGACGACAACGACGAAUAGCGUAGGCGUUCGUCCGGGAUCUGUUUCAAAAGCAACUAAUACGGGCGAACCGACUACGAAAGCAUUUUCUUGCACCGUAUGCGGGAAAGGACUCGCACGUAAAGAUAAACUUGUCAUACACAUGCGCAUACAUACUGGGGAGAAGCCAUAUUCAUGCGAAGUAUGCGGCAAAGCAUUCGCACGUCGAGAUAAAUUGGUCAUUCAUAUGAAUAAACUUAGACACAGACCUGGCGUUUCACCUCUCUCGGCGCCUACGACACCGAGAUCCGAUCAACAGCAGCAACAGCAGCAGCAACAACAGCAGCAGCAGCAGCAGCAGCAGCAAGCGCAACAGCAACAGCAACAGACAUCACGCCAGGAUAGCAUUCAUAAACUGAAGGAGGAGCCGGUGAACUGGUCUUGCGAAUUAUGCGGUCGGAUGUUUGCCCUCAGAGAGGAAUGGGCGCAGCAUGCUCGAUCUCAUUUGGAAACAUCCGCACCGCCUCAACAUGCCGCCCCAUACUUUCCCGGAUCUGCGCCGCCGCCACAAUCUUACCCGUCCGAGAGGAAUUUCUGCUUAGUGUGUCGCACCGAUUUCACAGAUAAGGCUGAAUUUUUGUUCCAUAUACGCACGCACUGCGACUUGCACGCGCAAUCGUCCGCGGGGCAACCAUCGAGUGGUAAACAAGGCGACGCUGCCACGGCUGAGCUCAUUGCCAGAGGACUUGUCGAUCCGUCUGGCUUAUGCAGCUAGAAUUACUCUUUUCCCUGUCAGUACGUACCGUCGAUUUGUGUCUUACCAUAGUACAAGUUUUCUGCUCCACUUUGACCAGAAACUUUUGCAUAGGAUGUCAUGCAUAUUGUGAUUGUAAUGAUAUACAUAUAUACCAACUUAUCGAUAAUAGGUACACAGUAGUACGUUCAAUAUUAAUAAGAGUAAUAGAUUAAAUAUGCAAUGUUGUUACAAUAUUUAUUUAAUUGCCUUGAUAAUCCAGUGUCAUUUUUCUUCUAACAUAUUUUUCUUAGAAACUUUAUCACAUGCAAAUGACUCAUUUACGAGACGUCUUCGUUGUUGAAAAACUGAAGACGAAUUUUACGUAUCAAACUUAAUCAUUCUCUUUUGGGAUGACAAUCCAAAUUAUCAGAAAAAUUUAUUUUUUAAUAUAAUCUUGAUAUUUAUAACAUACUUUAUAUUAAAGAGACAGCAGUUUAUGCAUUUUAGAGCAAGUACAUAUCAGGACAGUUUAUAUCGAGAAAUUAUUUUCAGAAAUACUACUGUGUAUCUUGAUACGAGAUAAGAUCUAUCUCGUUAUCGAGUAAAAGAAGUUUAGAUACUGACGCGAUAUUGAGAAUGCACUAUUGCGUCAAUAUUUAAAAGCUAUUACUUAAUAAUAUACGUUCCUACAUAGCUAGCUUCCCGCCAUCCAGGUACCAACAGAUUUAUUUUGUAACUUUUUAAUAUAUACAUAAUAAGUAUAUAAAGGUGUAUUUGCAUAUAAUCUCAUAAAACAAAUGCACAGAGAGAUCGAUUAUUCGUAAUAUAAGAAACAUCAUAUUGCAACAUACUUUAAAUUAGAUAAAAAUGUUAUAUUUAAAAAGUUACAAAAUAGCAAUCCAUAGCAGAAUGUACUUCCUGAUGUACAGGUUUGUUCUCAAUGCUAUUAUAUUUUUUAUAUAUAUGUGUAUAUACGUUUUACAUUACAACGUUAUAAUUUAGAGAAUUUAUUAUUUCGAUGCUAACGCGUGUUCUUUGAUAAAGAUUUUGAAAUUAAGAAUAAUGAGAACUGUCCGUGGUGACAGAUUAUAUUAUUUCGGAAAAUUAAUCAUGUUUUAUAUUGAAUUUUUAUACAAGAUGAUUUACUUAAAGUAAUAGUCUUAAAUAUUAUUUUUUUUAUUAAAUGUUUUUUAUAUAAUAAACAUAAAAAACUGCAUGAUUUCGAGAACAUCUUAAUAGCGUAUUUUGUUUUAUUAGGUGUCAAAUAUUCUAGAUGAAUUUUAUUUUAUGCAUAAGA
Molecule: messenger RNA, 2944 nt
Organism: Nylanderia fulva
Lineage: Eukaryota; Metazoa; Arthropoda; Insecta; Hymenoptera; Formicidae
Biological process (GO): regulation of transcription by RNA polymerase II
Cellular component (GO): nucleus
Molecular function (GO): RNA polymerase II cis-regulatory region sequence-specific DNA binding; DNA-binding transcription factor activity, RNA polymerase II-specific; zinc ion binding
Source: RefSeq, a predicted model, not a curated record